Frankliniella occidentalis (western flower thrips) is the source of this 534-nucleotide messenger RNA. RefSeq lists its product as uncharacterized. The transcript has 3 exons. Bases 89 to 439 code for a protein of 116 amino acids. NCBI's taxonomy places the organism in Eukaryota, Metazoa, Arthropoda, Insecta, Thysanoptera, Thripidae. The record is from RefSeq and is a predicted model, not a curated record.
UCACGAUUUGAAGCACGUGGUCACUUUGAGGCGUCCAGUAUAUAACAGAACAAACAGCCCGGCACGGACGCAAACUUCUCCCGGCGACAUGAAGGCAGCUCUGUUCCUGGCCGCCGCCCUCGCGGCCGCCCUCUGCAUAUCGGCUGCGUCAGCUGCGCCGGCACACUCGCUGUCCAAGCGCGGGGUGUUCUCCUCCUGCUUCCCCUGCCUGAGGAAGGCUCCCACCGGGGGCAGCUCCAAGGGCGGCAGCAGCAUCCACGCCGCGCCCGCCUCCUCCCAGCCGUCGCCGAAAAAGAAUGAAGGAAAGGGCAAGGCUGGUGCAAGCCACCCAUUCGGUCAGCUGCCUGCCAUUCCAAGGGGCGGCGCCGGCGGCGCUUCUGGGCCAAACCGACAGCCUCUGAAGGACAUCACCAACACCCAUCCAUCUGGGAGACAUUAGGACGACGGGGCGCAAGUUUUACGGGCGACCGUUUUUCGACCCAUUUGGGUUAAAAUGAAUAUUGACCAAUAAAUACGCCAUUGGGGCACAACUCA